UUCGAGCGCAUCACCAUGGAGUACUUGAUACCAUUUCUUCUGACGUUGGCUAGCACGAGGUAUCUCUGCUCACUAGGAGAAGGGCCUAAUGCUCCAGUGGUCGAUAAGGAAGAGUUCCGUAUCAAUUACUGUAGACUUAGCCCAGCUCCGACUGUACUAUCAUGGGUUUUUUCUGUGGUUUCUCCAUGGUUCUGUUCCAACAGCCUGAGAGGUGAGGUUCAGUGUGAAUACGCGGCCCAGUAUGCAGUUAACGACCCGAGCACCUACUACAUGCCGGAGUACCAGUUCAAGUUCACCAAGAGCUGGGAAAGAACGUUCGAAAAUGGAACCAUCGGGCACGGGAACAUAGUGACAAUUUUAAGGUGCCAAAACUCGUCGAUGACUAGCAUCAUUUGCGCAGUGAAAAAUUGUCAAUUGAGAACUUACACGGAAGUCCCCGACGGUACUACGAAACCGGAGAACCCAAAGUACGUUCAGGACAUGGGAGAGAACAAUGCGCUGGGUCAGCCAUUUGAGAUAGUCUUUGAUCAAAAUGGCGUGAAGCAACUGGUGACGGAUCGCCGAACUACAGAAGUUACCCACGGAUCUUGGUGGGAGAUCGCGAACCGCUUCAACGUUCUGUGGGUGAAAAACCUCGAAUUAGGCGAUCACUUGAUCUCUAGGUCGGAAAGUACUAUUUACGGAAAGUGCCUUGCGACGAUCAAAGCGAAGGAAGAUAAGCUGAGAGAUUAUUCUGGGAAAUCAGACGGGUUUAAGAUUGAUAUCGAAGAGGGGUUUCAAGGAAAGCAGUUCUUUUACGAGAAAACACGAGAUACUAGCUCAUGUGAGGAAAGAAUAAAAAUCCUAGGAAAUCGGAAUAACUUAUUCGUGGUUGCUUUACUGGAUGUUGCUAAGUCGAGGGUUAUUCUGUCGGAGACUGAGUUUUUUUCGAUGUUUGAAGAUCAAAUGACUUAUUUGAUAAUGGGAAAAACUAAGAUUGUAAAUCACCAUAAAAUGAACAUGGUUCUUACUGGAAUUGAACAGGCUGUUGAUAAAAUUACGCCUGUUAAAAAUCCUGUUAUUAAAUUGUUUAAACCUGAGUGA
Cotesia congregata is the source of this 1083-nucleotide messenger RNA. Lineage: Eukaryota; Metazoa; Arthropoda; Insecta; Hymenoptera; Braconidae. The record is from the annotation of a GenBank genome assembly.